Messenger RNA from Coregonus sp. 'balchen', 26539 nucleotides. The record is from the annotation of a GenBank genome assembly. NCBI's taxonomy places the organism in Eukaryota, Metazoa, Chordata, Actinopteri, Salmoniformes, Salmonidae.
AUGAGCAAUUUUAAGGACAUUAAGUCGACUACCCGUCGACUGAGCUCGGAUAAUAAUUCCGUGAGCAGCAAUGACUGGGAUAUGGCCAAUGAUGUGUUUGUGUCCUGCUACGAGGAACCGAUGGGAGAGACUAUGCACGGGGAGAUGGACUCGGUCCAGUCCGGCUUGGAAAUGCACCUGCCUCCGCUGCUGCUAGGCGAUCAUCGUUUAUCUCAAGACGGCAUGAUAUUGGGCCUAGUGGAGGAAACUUACUCGGGCUAUCACUCUCUCUCCGACUCGGGGACAGGCUAUUUGGACAUCACAAACGACCUGAAGUACACCGAAAGUGAUGGGAAUGUGACUACAAAGAAGCGGAACCGCUCCAACAGUUCCAGGCACCGUGGGGAGGUCGUCACCGAGCUGGGACCCGAGGAAGUGCGAUGGUUCUACAAAGAGGACAAGAGAACCUGGAAGCCAUUUGUUGGACACGACUCUUUGAAAAUUGAAGUAAUUUACCGCAAAUUAUGUGAAAUAAACCCCUGCAAGGUGAAAUGUCGCAGUCCCGCCACCGAACCAGAGGACGCCAAUGGGUCAGCCACUGGGUCCGAGGCCCAACCGGAGAAUGUGGCGGAGGGGGGAGCCGUUCAAGCGGAGCCGGCAACAGGGGAUCGGGAAGGUGGAGGGGAGGGAGGAUACGAGACGGAUGAAAUCGACCUGGAUUCCAUAAGUGUCAACAUUGAGGCUGUUUGCGUAAGAGGGGGUCUCUAUGAGGUGGAUGUCAAAGAGAAAGAAUGUUACCCCGUCUACUGGAACCGUAAGUAGCCUAUUCUUAUCACUAUAUAUUUUUCUGUCAUGCUGUUUGUCUUAUUAAUCCUGGUUUUAUCACACUGAUACCAGUCCUAUUCAAUAAGCAUGUCAUAACAGUCCCACAUCUAUCAGAGCACAGAGCAAAGUUAGCCUACUGCUCAUUCAAUCCUGCUCAUUCAAUACAGUUGGACCGACAUGACCAUACAUCACAACCCCUUUGUCCACAGAGCAGGACCGUAUUCCUGUGAUGAGGGGCCAGUGGUUCAUCGACGGCACAUGGCUUCCUCUGGAGGAGGACGAGAGUGACCUCAUCGAGCUAGAGCACCUGGCCCAUUUUCGUGGCCACCAGAUGAGGGAGAUCUACGAGACCGCCACCGAAGUGGUGACCACCACAGUGGACAGCAAGGACGGUAAAGUGGAUGGACUCAAUGGCAAGUGGGACGGGGGCGUGCCAUGUGGGGCGUUGGGCGUGACAGUGUCAAUGAAGGGUGUAUGUGUCACAUUCUAUGUGAAUGAUAUAGAUGAACACACACCGGUUCUGGGCCCAAAAACAAACACUAGAACAUCGCACAUGGCUACCACAGAAAGCAAAAACAAGUGAUUCUUAUUGGACAAUUUCAUAUCCGUUCUGAACAAUGUUCUUCUGUUUAGUGCCUACUGAACACGACCCUUGAUUGAGUGCAUGCAAAUGGUGUAUGGAAGUGGGAUUUCUACAAAAGUCACUGGAGACUUAAUUCACAUUAACAGAAGGAAGUUAUUAGGUCGAUGUUAAUUAAUGUUCGUCGUGAUUCUUUCAGCAAUCCACAGUUUGAAACUAAGCCGAAGCCAUGUGGACUGGCACAGUGUGGACGAGGUGUAUCUCUACAGUGACGCCACCACCUCCAAGAUCGCACGGACUGUCACCCAGAGACUGGGCUUCUCCAAAGGUUUGUAUCCCCACUGACAUCAAAUAAGAAUCCUCUUUGUUUCACUGCCUACAAGAUCGUGUAUAACACCUAACUUAAAACCUGCAGGUACAAUUGUGCAUCUAUGGUUAUAAUGCAUUAUAAGCCUUGUCAUAAGCAUGUAUGACGCCCUUAUAAUGUAUUUUUUUUUUUUAUCUCAUAAUGAUCCUGACUAAAAACAUCAAUUUUGAAAGAAAGAUCUAGCAAUUUUGUGGCAUUUGCUCAAAUACUGUGUUUAAGAGCUGGUAUAAUUCCCCUGUGUCCUCCUCAGCUGGCAGUAGUGGAACGCGUCUCCAUCGGGGCUAUGUGGAGGAGGCAGCGCCCGAAGACACACCGCCCGAAACAACACACAUUGUCUUUGUGGUGCAUGGGAUUGGCCAGAAGAUGGAUCAGGGCCGUAUCAUCAGGAACACAAGCAUGUGAGUGACAGGAACAAGGAACUCUGUUAUAUUAUUGUAUAAAACCCUAUCAGACCCUGUCAUAGGGUUUUAUACAAUCUCAUAUGUUUAAAAUAUGGUAUUAUUAUAGGGAAAGUGAACAGAGUGGGAGAAAGGAUACCAACGAGUGGUCCUGGAGGAUUCAAUCUAAAGUUGUCACGGAACCAUUGUUUAUGAUCAGUUAUUAACAGCUAUGUUGUGCAAUAAUAAUGCGCUUAUAAAGCUUCAUGAAGACGGUAUUACUAGAAAAUAUUUCCAAACAUUCUUAGUAAUGUAAUGUUUAUGUGCAUCCGUGUCUUUGCCAUUACUUGUUCUAUAGGAUGAGGGACGCUGCUAGGAAGAUGGAGGAGAAGCAUUUCUCAGAUCGUUCCACAGAGCAUGUGGAGUUCCUUCCUGUGGAGUGGAGGUCUAAACUGUGCCUGGAUGGUGGUAUGUAUGGCCAGUUUGGCCACACCUACUUUGUAACCUAUUGAAGACCUGAGUGGUGGAAAACGUUGUUGCCAAUAAACCACAUGGUAGCAUAGAUUGCAGGGUGCAGAGUCUGUUUUUAUCGUUUGCUCCGGCACGUGCUCAAAGACAAUGGAUAUGUGGAAUUAUCUUUUUCUUGUCUUGUCUCUCUUGCAAUGAGACAAACCUGUAUACAUAAAAGUUAUAAAAUAAAAUAUCACUUUAAGUAGUAACAUCAGCUAUUAGUGUGUAUAGAUCAUUUUGCUUGUAGACCCACUGUUUGAUGUACCGGAGGGACUGAAAUGUCUUUGUAGGUGACUUGGUGUGUGUGUGAUUGUGUGAUGGUUGCAGACACUGUUGACUCCAUCACUCCAGACAAAGUUCGAGGACUCAGGGACAUGCUCAACAGCAGUGCAAUGGACAUCAUGUACUACACCAGCCCUCUGUACAGAGACGAGGUGAGAUUCUCUUUUAUCUCUGUCCCUGUCUCUCUCUCUCUCUCUCUCUCUCUCUCUCUCUCUCUCUAUACCUCUCUCUCACUCCUCUCUCUCCUCUCUCUCUCUCUCUCUCUCUCUCUCUCUCUCUCUCUCUCUCUCUCUCUCUCUCUCUAUAUAUAUAUAUAUAUAUAUAUACCUCUCUCUCCUCUCUGUCUCUCUCUCUCUCUCUCUCUCUCUCUCUCUCUCUCUCUCUCUCUCUCUCUCUCUCUCUCUCUCUCUCUCUCUCCUCUCUCUCUCUCUCACAUGUGCAGUCUGUAAGAUUUCUAAUGGUAAAUUAAUGACACCACCCAUUCAUUAAUAUUCAAAAUAAAUUAAGUCCUAUGAGCCGUCCUCCCCAUUUAAUGUAUGUUGGUUGUAGAGUAGACAACUAUAGGGGCCCACUGGUCACUGUGAGUCAAAUAAACAUACAGUAGGAUGAUACUGUCCACUUUCACAUUCAAUUUGUCUAAACACACAUACACAGACACACUUGUCUGCAUGUUCCAUGCGUAUUUUACCACAUACACACUCAAUCUCAAACUCUAAUAUCUACCAAUUUGCAGUUGCAGCCUAAUACACAAAUGUAAUUCAUCAUGCUUUGUGUGUCUGUAGAUCACUAGGGGUCUAACUCAGGAGCUGAAUCGUCUAUACACACUCUUCUGCAUGCGGAACCCUGAGUUUGAGGAGAGUGGCAGGGUGUCCAUCGUGUCCCACUCCCUGGGUUGUGUCAUAACCUUCGACAUCAUGACAGGCUGGGACCCCGUACGCUUCCAUCAUGAAGAACGAUCGCCGGACCCAAAAGAGAUGCAAGAGUGCUGGCCAAGCUAUCAGGAGCGUCAACUACAAGAGGAGCUGAGACUCACACGACUCAGGUAGGUAGACACUCAAUAGCCAGGGUCAUGCUCUACCUGUGCAGAGCACAUGCCCCUUUGCCCUUCCAGUUUCCCAAGUGCCCUUUUGGGUGGUGGUAUAAUUUCCCCCCCAAAAAUAUUAUUUUGUUUUGUCAUUGUUGUUUGAAACCCACUGCCCGCAAGUCGCCAUCAAGUUCGCUACCCCCACCCUGUCCGUUGGUUGCGCCUGUUGAGCUGCCCUGUACGGAGCUUGUGCUCUCCCGAUAUCCAAACAUGCAUGGCUUGAGAAAUGCGGUCACAGGUCGUGUUUCUAGCUAGCUACCUAGUUUAAAUAUCAACAGUACUGCCAACAGUAUCCCCCCACCCCAGGCUUGACUCAUUCCGGGUCAAACGGGAUGCCGGGCGUGCUUUGGCAGUACUCGCUGGUCCUGAUAGGACCCAGGCCACACCCCCUCCUCUCUAUAGAGCCCCACAGUGGAGGUGUCAUAAUACCAAUAAAACCUAGCGGUCAAACAGAAAUGGUUCCAAUCGUUUUUCCACCAUUAAUUUUUCCCAUAGGGGAUUUUAGAAACACUUAAAAUAAGGGCUGUGUUUCGUGUAGGCUUACCCUGGCGUGAUGUUUUGAUAACCAUGUACAUUUAUCUCGGACAAGGUGACUUUUAUCAAUAUAUUCGGCUCUAUUUACUCUCAGAUUCGAAAAUGCUAAUUAGCAUCAAAGUAGACAUCAUGCAAGACUACAAAUCACUGCAAGCUCCUGCACGUCAUCUCUAGCAGGCACCUUUGCUGAAAGGUAAAUGUAAAGAAAUGUAGCCAAUUUAUUCUUGACUACAUGUAGGUAACAUUAAAUAGUUAAUGCAGAGAUUCUUACCUUUGCCUCGAUUCGUCAGUCUUGUCCAGAUCAUCAUAGCAUUUGUAGUUCUUUAUGAUAGCCACAUUAGCAGCUAAUUAGCAUUUCAUUUGUUGGAGGUAAAUACAGGCGAAUAUAUUGAUAAACGUCACCUUGUCCGAGAGAUUUAAUGGGUUAUCAAAACGUCACAUCAGGGUUAGCCUACACGAAACACUGCCCUUAUUUUAAGUUCUAAAAUCCCCUAUGGGAAAAAUGUAUGGUGGAAAAAACGAUUGUAACCAUUUCCCUGUUUGACCGCUAGGUUUUAAAAUAAAUAAACUUUAAAUAGUUUUUAAAAACUGUGCUGCCACAGCAUUUGAUUAACACUUGAUUUAGCCUACAUUAUCAUCAAUAUUGGGUCUGAUUGGAUGAUACCCACAGCAGAGAGAGGGAGAAAGACAUAUAGAGGUAAAUCAUUUACAUUUUAGUCAUUUAGCAGACGCUCUUAUCCAGAUCGACUUACAGUUAGUGAGUGCAUACAUUUUCAUACUGGCCCCCCGUGGGAAAUGAACCCACAACCCUGGCGUUGCAAGCACCGUGCUCUACCAACUGAGCUACAGGGGACCACAAUCACAAUCACAAUCAGUAAAAGAAAUUGAGCUAGCUAACUUGUAGAUUUACAUCAAUCAUCAACAUCAAUGCUCAGCUGAUAGCACACCCUUUUUUCCAGAUGUCAGUCAUGUCUUUAGGAGGCACUGUAACUAGCUUGUUUACCAUUUGUGAUGAUGAGUGAGUGUGUUGUUGCAGAAAUAAAUAGGCCUAUGCCGAGAUACACUAUAUACAAAAGUAUGUGGACAGCCAUUCAAAUUAGUGGAUUCGGCUAUUUCAGCCACACCCGUUGUUGACAGGUGUAUAAAAUCGAGCACACAGCCAUGCAAUCUCCAUAGACAAACAUUGGCAGUAGAAUGGCCUUACUGGAGAGUUCAGUGACUUUCAACGUGGCACCGUCAUAGGAUGCCACCUUUCCCACAAGUCAUUUCGUCAAAUUUCUGCCCUGCUAGUGCUGUUAUUGUGAAGUGGAAACGUCUAGGAGCAACAACGGCUCAGCCGCGAAGUGGUAGGCCACAGAAGCUCACAGAACGGGACCGCCGAGUGCUGAAGCGCGUAGCCUGUAAAAAUCCCUUGUCCUCGGUUGCAGCACUCACUACCGAGUUCCAAAUUGCCUCUGGAAGCAACGUCAGCACAUUAACUGUUCGUCGGGAGCUUCAUGAAAUGGGUUUACAUAGCCGAGCAGCCCCACACAAGCCUAAGAUCACCAUGCGCAAUGCCAAGCGUCGGCUGGAGUGGUGUAAAGAUCGCAGCCAUUGGACUCUGGAGCAGUGGAAACGCGUUCUCUGGAGUGAUGAAUCACGCUUCACCAUCUGGCAGUCCGACGGACGAAUCUGGGUUUGGCAAAUGCCAUGGGAACGCUACCUGCCUGAAUGCAUAGUACCAACUGUAAAGUUUGGUGGAAUAAUGGUCUGGGGCUGUUUUUCAUGGUUCGGGCUAAGCCCCUUAGUUCCAGUGAAGGGAAAUCUUAACGCUACAGCAUAAAAUGACGUUCUAGACGUUUCUGUGCUUCCAACUUUGUGGCAACAGUUUGGGGGAAGGCCCUUUCUUGUUUCAGCAUGACAAUAUCCCUGUGCACAAAGCGAGGUCCAUAGAAGAAUGGUUUGUCAACCCCAUCGAACACCUUUGGGAUUAAUUGGAAUGCCGACUGCGAGCCAGGCCUAAUCCCCCAACAUCAGUGCCAGACCUCACUAAUGCUCUUGAGGCGGAAUGGAAGCAAGUCCACGCAGCAAUGUUCCAACAUAUAGUGGAAAGCCUUCCCAGAAGAGUGGAGGCUGUGAUAGCAGCAAAGCGGGGACCAACUCCAUAUUAAUGCCCAUGAUUUAUUAUGCUACGGUGUGCACUAUUGAAUACGACCCAGAUCCCACUGUCAUUUGUCCCCAGUGUUGAAUGUUUAUGUUUCAUUUACAGUUGUGUGAUAAUAUUGGUGUUGCAUUCAUGUCUAAAGGUUACGGGAUUUGGAAAAUCAGUUUGCUGGUUUGCAAUCCCCAUCAUCUGAAGGUUCUUCUUCAGCCUUGAAAUUUAAGGUGACGUUGACAAAUUCCAUAUUCCAUUCCUUCUAAUUGUUAUGACAGACAGAUUGAGCCAUGGAUUUAACAGCGGUUCCGCUCUGACGUUCUCUGUGCCUUUUAUUUUGUUCUAGGUGGAGAACUUCUUUUGCAUGGGUUCUCCGCUGGCCGUGUUCUUGGCGUUGCGAGGGAUCCGACCGGGGAACAAUGUGACCCAGGAUCACAUCUUACCCAAAUCCAUCUGCCAACGUCUCUUCAAUGUUUUUCAUCCUACCGACCCUGUGGUGAGCCAACCAACUGAAACCAGACAGUAGAGUCAUUCAGUCAUGCAGUCAUUCACUGAUGGCAUACUGUAGUAGAUCCGUAAAAGAUUGGAAAGGAAUUGGGCUUGGGAAGGGCUUUGGUAGGGGUGGACAGAUACCUGCUGUUUCCGUUUCCGCUUCCAGAAUAAAAUAAAGUGGCUAGCUAGCUAGUGCACGUAAGAUUUGUUUUUUUGGUUCCGGUUCCGAGAUUGCUGAUGGCAUGAUGGAUGUGCUUAAUGAUGCCUAUGGCUGUAUUUUCAGGCGUACCGAUUGGAGCCCCUGAUCUUAAAGAACUAUAGUAACAUUUCACCUGUCCAAAUACACUGGUGAGUAGUGGAUUUAGUAUAUAUUUUUGAAUAGAAUAGAUCACAGUCAGAACACACACACACACACACAUAUAUUGGGAGCAGCACAGAAUCGGUGGCAGAGCAGCACCCUUGGAGCAGUUUUGUACGAAUCAGUGUUUGUGAAUGUCAUGUAUUGUAUUGUGACCGGGAUCUACAGGUAUAACACAAGUAGCCCGACUCCGUACGACCAGAUCCGUCCCACGCUUCUCAACCCUGCACUGAAGGAAACUGCAUCUGUCUCGGACACGGAGAGCCUCCCUAGCCCCUGUACCUCCCCUCCUCAGGCCCGAAGACACUACGGAGAGUCCAUUACAAACCUGGGGAAAGCCAGCAUUAUGGGUGAGAGAGGGAGUGAGAGAUGGGGGAGGGAGGGAGGAAGGGAGAGACAUAGGGUCUUUCAGUGAUGGAUUCUUAAUUUUUAUCAUCUUGCUUUUUAGACUUUGCUCUUUGUUUAUCUUGUUGGUGUUUUUUACUUUGGUCUUUCCUGAAAUUGGCUUAUUUUGUUAUUUCAUAGUAGAGGGAGUGGGCUGUUAGGCUUUAGUCAAGGACAGACCCACCCAUUAAUAUAUACAGUUGAAGUCGGAAGUUUACAUACACUUAGGUUGGAGUCAUUCAAUCUCGUUUUUCAACCACUUCACACAUUUCUUGUUAACAAACUAUAGUUUUGGCAAGUCGGUUAGGACAUCUACUUUGUGCAUGACACAAGUCAUUUUUCCAACAAUUCUUUACAGACAGAUUAUUUAACUUAUAAUUCACUGUAUCACAAUUCCAGUGGGUCAGAAGUUUACAUACACUAAAUUGACUGUGCCUUUAAACAGCUUGGAAAAUUCCAGAAAAUGAUGUAAUGGCUUUAUAAGCUUCUGAUAGGCUAAUUGACAUAAUUUGAGUCAAUUGGAGGUGUACCUGUGGAUGUAUUUCAAGGCCUACCUUCAAACUCAGUGCUUCUUUGCUUGACAUCAUGGGAAAAUCAAAAGCAAUCAGCCAAGACCUCAGAAAGAAAUGUGUAGACCUCCACAAGUCUGGUUCAUCCUUUGGAGCAAUUUCCAAACGCCUGAAGGUACCACGUUCAUCUGUACAAACAAUAGUAUGCAAGUAUAAACACCAUUGGACCAUGCAGCCGUCAUACCGCUCAGGAAGGAGACGCGUUCUGUCUCCUAGAGAUGAACGUACUUUGGUGCGAAUCAAUCCAAGAACAACAGCAAAGGACCAUGCGAAGAUGCUGGAGGAAUCAGGUACAAAAGUAUCUAUAUCCACAGUAAAACAAGUCAUAUAUCGACAUAACCUGAAAGGCCGCUCAGCAAGGAAGAAGCCAAUGCUCUAAAACCGCCAUAAAAAAGCCAGACUACGGUUUGCAACUGCACAUGGGGACAAAGAUCGUACUUUUUGGAGAAAUGUCCUCUGGUCUGAUGAAACAAAAAUAUAACUGUUUGGCCAUAAUGACCAUCGUUAUGUUUGGAGGAAAGAGGGGGACGCUUGCAAGCCGAAGAACACCAUCCCAACCGUGAAGCACGGGGGUGUCAGCAUUAUGCUGUGGGGGUGCUUUGCUGCAGGAGGGACUGGUGCACUUCACAAAAUAGAUGGCAUCAUGAGGAAGGAAAAUUAUGUGGAUAUAUUGAAGCAACAUCUCAAGACAUCAGUCAGGAAGUUAAAGCUUGGUCGCAAAUGGGUCUUCCAAAUGGACAAUGACCCCAAGCAUACUUCCAAAGUUGUGGCAAAAUGGCUUAAGGACAACAAAGUUAAGGUAUUGAAGUGGCCAUCACAAAGCCCUGACCUCAAUCCUAUAGAAUAUUUGUGGGCAGAACUGAAAAAGCGUGUGCAAGCAAGGAGGCCUGCAAACCUGACUCAGUUACACCAGCUCUGUCAGGAGGAAUGGGCCAAAAGUCACACAACUUACUGUGGGAAGCUUGUGGAAGGCUACCCGAAACGUUUCACCCAAGUUAAACAAUUUUAAAGCAAUCCUACCAAAUAAUAAUUGAGUGUAUGUAAACUUCUGACUCACUGGGAAUGUGAUGAAAGAAAUAAAAGCUGAAAUAAAUCAUUCUCUCUACCAUUAUCCUGACAUUUCACAUUCUUAAAAUAAAGUGGUGAUCCUAACUGACCUAAGACAGGGAAUUUUUACUAGGAUUAAAUGUCAGGAAUUGUGAAAAACUGAGUUUAAAUGUAUUUGGCUAAGGUGUAUGUAAACUUCCGACUUCAACUGUAUAUAUAUAUACAGUACCAGUCAAAAGUUUGGACACACCUGCUCAUUGGAGGGUUUUUCUUUAUUUUUACUAUUUUCUACACUGUAGAAUAAUAGUGAAGACAUCAAAACUAUGAAAUAACACAUAUGGGAUCAUGUAGUAACCAAAAAAGUGUUAAACAAAUCAAAAUAUAUUUUAUUUUUGAGAUUCUUCAAAGUAGCCACCCCUUGCCUUGAUGACAGCUUUGCACACUCAUGGCAUUAUCUCAACCAGCUUCAUGAGGUAGUCACUUGGAAUACAUUUCAAUUAACAGGUGUGCCUUGUUAAACGUUAAUUUGUGGAAUUUCUUUCCUUAAUGCAUUUGAGCCAAUCAGUUGUGUUGUGACAAGGUAGGGGUGGUAUACAGAAGAUAGCCCUAUUUGGUAAAAGACCAAGUCCAUAUUAUGGCAAGAACAGCUCAAAUAAGCAAAGAGAAACAACUGUCCAUCAUUACUUUAAGACAUGAAGGUCAGUCAAUCUGGAAAUUUUCAAGAACUUUGAAAGUUUCUUCAAGUGCAGUCGCAAAAACCAUCAAGCACUAUGAUGAAACUGGCUCUCAUGAGGACUGCCACAGGAAAGGAAAACCCAGAGUUACCUCUGCUGCAGAGGAUAGGUUCAUUAGAGUUACCUGCCUCAGAAAUUGCAGCCCAAAUAAAUGCUUCACAGAGUUCAAGUAACAGACACAUCUCAACAUGAACUGUUCAGAGGAGACUGCGCGAAUCAGGCCUUCAUGGUUGAAUUGCUGCAAAGAAACCACUACUAAAGGACACCAAUAAGAAGAAGAGACUUGUUUGGGCCAAGAAACACGAGCAAUGGACAUUAGACCGGUGGAAAUCUGUCCUUUGGUCUGAUGAGUCCAAAUUUGAGAUUUUUGGUUCCAACCGCUGUGUCUUUGUGAGACGCAGAGUAAGUGAACGGAUGAUCGCCGCAUGUGUGGUUCCCACCAUGAAGCAUGGAGGAGGAGGUGUGAUGGUGUGGGAGUGCUUUGCGGGUGACACUGUCUGUGAUUUAUUUAGAAUUCAAGGCACACUUAACCAGCAUGGCUACCACAGCAUUCUGCAGCGAUACGCCAUCCCAUCUGGUUUGGGCUUAGUGGGACUAUCAUUUGUUUUUCAACAGGAUAAUGACCCAACACACCUCCAGGCUGUGUAAGGGCUGUUUGACCACGAAGGAGAGUGAUGGAUUGCUGCAUUAGAUGACCUGAUUUCCACAAUCCCCCAAACGCAACCCAAUUGAGAUGGUUUGGGACGAGUCGGACGGCAGAGUGAAGGAAAAGCAGCCAACAUGUGCUCAGCAUGUGGGAACUCCUUCAAGACUGUUGGAAAAGCAUUCCAGGUGAAGCUGGUUGAGAUAAUGCCAAGAGUGUGCAAAGCUGUCAUCAAGGCAAAGGGUGGCUAUUUAAAGGAUCUGAAAUAUAAAAUACACUGCUCAAAAAAAUAAAGGGAACACUUAAACAACACAAUGUAACUCCAAGUCAAUCACACUUCUGUGAAAUCAAAUUGUCCACUUAGGAAGCAACACUGAUUGACAAUAAAUGUCACAUGCUGUUGUGCAAAUGGAAUAGACAACAGGUGGAAAUUAUAGGCAAUUAGCAAGACACCCCCAAUAAAGGAGUGGUUCUGCAGGUGGUGACCACAGACCACUUCUCAGUUCCUAUGCUUCCUGGCUGAUGUUUUGGUCACUUUUGAAUGCUGGCGGUGCUUUCACUCUAGUGGUAGCAUGAGACGGAGUCUACAACCCACACAAGUGGCUCAGGUAGUGCAGCUCAUCCAGGAUGGCACAUCAAUGCGAGCUGUGGCAAGAAGGUUUGCUGUGUCUGUCAGUGUAGUGUCCAGAGCAUGGAGGCGCUACCAGGAGACAGGCCAGUACAUCAGGAGACGUGGAGGAGGCCGUAGGAGGGCAACAACCCAGCAGCAGGACCGCUACCUCCGCCUUUGUGCAAGGAGGAGCAGGAGGAGCACUGCCAGAGCCCUGCAAAAUGACCUUCAGCAGGCCACAAAUGUGCAUGUGUCUGCUCAAACGGUCAGAAACAGACUCCAUGAGGGUGGUAUGAGGGCCCGACGUCCACAGGUGGGGGUUGUGCUUACAGCCCAACAACGUGCAGGACGUUUGGCAUUUGCCAGAGAACACCAAGAUUGGCAAAUUCGCCACUGGCGCCCUGUGCGCUUCACAGAUGAAAGCAGGUUCACACUGAGCACAUGUGACAGACGUGACAGAGUCUGGAGACGCCGUGGAGAAUGUUCUGCUGCCUGCAACAUCCUCCAGCAUGACCGGUUUGGCGGUGGGUCAGUCAUGGUGUGGGGUGGCAUUUCUUUGGGGGGCCGCACAGCCCUCCAUGUGCUCGCCAGAGGUAGCCUGACUGCCAUUAGGUCCCGAGAUGAGAUCCUCAGACCCCUUGUGAGACCAUAUGCUGGUGCGGUUGGCCCUGGUUUCCUCCUAAUGCAAGACAAUGCUAGACCUCAUUUGGCUGGAGUGUGUCAGCAGUUCCUGCAAGAGGAAGGCAUUGAUGCUAUGGACUGGCCUGCCCGUUCCCCAGACCUGAAUCCAAUUGAGCACAUCUGGGACAUCAUGUCUCGCUCCAUCCACCAACGCCACGUUGCACCACAGACUGUCCAGGAGUUGGCGGAUGCUUUAGUCCAGGUCUGGGAGGAGAUCCCUCAGGAGACCAUCUGCCACCUCAUCAGGAGCAUGCCCAGGCGUUGUAGGGAGGUCAUACAGGCACGUGGAAGCCACACACACUACUGAGCCUCAUUUUGACUUGUUUUAAGGACAUUACAUCAAAGUUGGAUCAGCCUGUAGUGUGGUUUUCCACUUUAAUUUUGAGUGUGACUCCAAAUCCAGACCUCCAUGGGUUGAUAAAUUUGAUUUCCAUUGAUAAUUUGUGUGUGAUUUUGUUGUCAGCACAUUCAACUAUGUAAAGAAAAAAGUAUUUAAUAAGAGUAUUUCAUUCAUUCAGAUCUAGGAUGUGUUAUUUUAGUGUUCCCUUAAUUUUUUUGAGCAGUGUAGAAAUUUGUUUAACACUUUUUGGGUUACUACUUGACUCCAUAUGUGCUAUUUCAUAGUUUUGAUGUCUUCACUAUUAUUCUACAAUGUAAACAAAAUUAAAAAUAAAGAAACACCCUUGAAUGAGUAGGUGUGUCCAAACGUUUGACUGGCACUGUAUGUGUAACUAUUCUUUAAUUCUGUGGAAAGACCUAAUUUGAGCUGUCUGAAACAGAAGUAGCUUGCAUAGCUGAUAUAGCAGCAAGCCAAGCACAUAAUCACUUUCCAGAAAACCCAACCUCAACAAAUCAAUGGAGAGCCAUUAAGUCUUGUCACAGGGAUUGACACUAUAGGACCUCUGAAUAAAGGAUUUCCUUCAUUCAUGAUUAGAAAUUAUUAUUACAGAACACUUUGCAGUAUAGGACCAAGUCUAAGGCAUUGAUUAUUUAAAUCAAUGGGGGUGAUAUGUACAGUAUAAAUGUUCACUUGUUUUCCUGCCUGUAUCUGUGAGAAGUUAUUAGACUUAAAUGUGUUGUCCUGGCCUCUGCCAUGCGAUCGGGAGAGUGUGUGUGUGUGUGUGUGUGUGCUUGUCUGUCUUUGAGUUUCGCGGUGUUCUCUUUCUCGGCAGGCGCGGCAAGUCUCGGCAAAGGCAUCGGCGGGAUCUUCUUCUCCCGCUUCUCACGCUCAAGUGGUCAUGUGGGCGGCGUGGAGGAGGAGCCUUCCGACUCGGAGGGUGGGGUCUCGGAGGUGGAUAAUGCCAUAUCGGGAGAGGAGGGCGUGGCUGCGGAGUUAGAGGAGAAGUUACAGGUAGUCGAGGAGACGAGGGAAAUAGAGCACUCCAUGUCUCGUUCCACCUCGGCUAUCCUGGACAACACCACAUGUACGUAUCCCUAUACCGGACCUAUUUAACCAGGCACCUACCUUAGUGCUCCCCACAGACCUGGAUCAAAUAUGUAUUGCAAAUAUUUGAUACUGAAUACUUGAGGUGUGCUUGAUUUAGCUUGUCAGGCACAAUCAAUCAAUCAGUCAAUCAGUCAAAUGUACAGUGAGGGAAAAAAGUAUUUGAUCCCCUGCUGAUUUUGUACGUUUGCCCACUGACAAAGAAAUGAUCAGUCUAUAAUUUUAAUGGUAGGUUUAUUUGAACAGUGAGAGACAGAAUAACAACAACAAAAAUCCAGAAACACCCAUGUCAAAAAUGUUAUAAAUUGAUUUGCAUUUUAAUGAGGGAAAUAAGUAUUUGACCCCCUCUCAAUCAGAAGGAUUUCUGGCUCCCAGGUGUCUUUUAUACAGGUAACGGGCUGAGAUUAGGAGCACACUCUUAAAGGGAGUGCUCCUAAUCUCAGCUUGUUACCUGUAUAAAAGACACCUGUCCACAGAAGCAAUCAAUCAAUCAGAUUCAAAACUCUCCACCAUGGCCAAGACCAAAGAGUUCUCCAAGGAUGUCAGGGAGAAGAUUGUAGACCUACACAAGGCUGGAAUGGGCUACAAGACCAUCGCCAAGCAGCUUGGUGAGAAGGUGACAACAGUUGGUGCGAUUAUUCGCAAAUGGAAGAAACACAAAAGAACUGUCAAUCUCCCUCGGCCUGGGGCUCCAUGCAAGAUCUCACCUCGUGGAGUUGCAAUGAUCAUGAGAACGGUGAGGAAUCAGCCGGGACCAUAGUCACCAAGAAAACAAUUGGUAACACACUACGCCGUGAAGGACUGAAAUCCUGCUGCGCCCGCAAUGUCCCCCUGCUCAAGAAAGCACAUAUACAUGCCCGUCUGAAGUUUGCCAAUGAACAUCUGAAUGAUUCAGAGGAGAACUGGUCUCCAGACCUUAAUCCCAUAGAGAAUCUGUGGAGUGGGACAAAAUCCCCUCCUGAGAUGUGUGCAAACAUGAUGGCCAACUACAAGAAAAGUCUGACUUCUGUGAUUGCCAACAAGGGUUUUGCCACCAAGUACUAAGUCAUUUGCAGAGGGGUCAAAUACUUAUUUCCCUCAAAUCAAUUUAUAACAUUUUUGACAUGCGUUUUUCUGGAUUUUGUUGUUGUUAUUCUAUCUCUAACUGUUCAAAAAAACCUACCAUUAAAAUAAUAGACUGAUCAUUUCUUUGUCAGUGGGCAAACAUACAAAAUCAGCAGGGGAUCAAAUACUUUUCCCCCUCACUGUAUCUGUAAAGCCCUUUUUACAUCAGCAGUUGUCACAAGGUGCUUUUACAGUAAAACGUUUUCUUUGGCUGUCCCCAUAGGAGAACCCUUUUUGGUUCCACGUAGAACCCUCUGUGGAAAGGGUUCUACCUGGAACCAAAAGAGGUUCUUCAAAGGGUUAUCCUAUGGGGACAGCCAAAGAACCCUUUUUGGUUCUAGAUAGCACCUUUUUUUCUGAGUGUAUAACCAAACCGGUGUCAUAACCAAAAGUGCAAACUCAUGUUAGGCAGGCUAAAUCAAGCGCAUCGUAAUUAUUUUAAAGUAUUUGAACAAGGUAUUGGACCCAGGUCUACUCCCUCAUAUUGUUAUCGGAAACCAGCAGUGAACUUUACUAUGCACAAUGUCCUUUUGACAGAGGUUUCCCUAUUGCAUUUUCUAACUGUUUUGGCUAGUAUUUCAAGUGUGUGUGCGUGUUUGUGUGUUUGUGUGUGUGUUUGUUGUGGAACUCUUUGUCUUUCUGUGUGUUACAGUGGAGUUGGAGAGGCGUAUUGACUUUGAGCUGCGAGAGGGCAUGGUGGAGAGCCGCUAUUGGUCGGCGGUGACCUCUCACACUGCCUAUUGGUGUUCACACGACGUGGCACUAUUUCUUCUCACUUUCAUGUAUAGACAGGAGUAUCCCACUCAGCUCUCUGAGGAUAACCCAGAGUUAUCGUAACCCACAGCCAACACACACACACGCAAACACACACACUUGAUCUUGCAACCAGACCGAGGAGACAUAACUGUGUAUCAGAGACCACUCCACAGCCUGUGGUCAGCCUGUGGUCAUCUCGUCAGAGACCUUUCCCUUUACUCUAUGGUUCUAAUAGUGACUGUUCCUCUAAUGGUCCCAAUGCUGUCAAUUCAUCCACCAUGUGGGUUUAUUGAAUACUGUCUCCCCUCCAAAGCACCCACCAACCCCAAUUAAGACUGUUCCUCUUUCCUGUGACUGUAAACGAUGACUGUGUCUCUAGGACUGUGUUGGUGUCGGACACAGCUUUGACUCGGUCUGUGGGACUCCUGAGACUGUAGCCACGGCUCAAGCCUAACCUCUCUCAACUCUGAGCAUCAACACUCAUUCAGAUGUUUAGCCUGUUGAGAGAGUUACAUUCAAAUCCAUCCCUUCAUGGUCUGAAUGCCUCAGAGAAGAACAUUGAAACCCAUUCAAUUUCAUCGUUUGAUUUCAACCCGUCAGGUCAAUCAAAGUGGAUUGUUAUGGAAGGGUUGAAGUAGCCAGACGGAACGCUGCACUCACCAUUGUUUUAUCUGUUCAGUCUGGUUUAACCAGGCUAGGGUUAAAGCCCCUUUAAUGAUGACGGCAUCGGACUGGAGCAUACUUAUAAAAUGCAGCCCUAUAUACUAACUGUACUGCUACGAUGAUGUGGGGAGUCGCCAAAUUGUUAUAUGUCAUGUUCCCAUGUUUACACUAACUGACUAACUGCAAGACUAACUGAAAGAUACUAAUGUUGGAUACACAACUUUAGCAAAGUUGCCAAAUAAUUAUAUAAUAUAAUAUGCCAUUUAGCAGACGCUUUUAUCCAAAGCGACUUACAGUCAUGUGUGCAUACAUUUUUACGUAUGGGUGGUCCUGGGGAUCAAACCCACUACCCUGGCGUUACAAGCGCCAUGCUCUACCAAUUGAGCUACAGAGGACCACAAGCAUUUUUGUUUAGCUCUCUCCUAUAACUUAGUGGCAGGUUCCAUUGGAUCCAUUGGAAGGCCACAGAAUUGCUUUGUUCUACUGUGAAUUGUCUUGAUUGAAAACAGCACUCCAUUUGUACUACUAACAGUGACAUGUUGUACAUAUACGGUAGCUUUACAUAUUUCUGCACUUUCUAGUCAGGCAACAAACAGAGAUACAACAUAUCAGUAAAACAAGAGGAACACACACAUGAAGGACCCAAAAUGUUUCAUGUGCAUCCACGGAACUAAACAGAGUUGCAGUGGAGCGGUCUGCAGAGUACACUGCCCUUAUUUUUCUAACACUUUAUUUAAAUCAAGAACUAUUCGGGUCAAAAUUAAAACGAAGCAUGAUAUGCAGUAUGUACAUAGACAGGGAUGAAGAAGCUCUGCUUAAGAUUGUCUUGCUAGAAGUGAGGGAUUGUAGCAUGCAGGCUCAUUGAAAGCCAAUUGGAGGGUUCCUCCAUGAUGAUGAUUAUUUAUUUAUUUAUUAAUUACACUAACACCGAAUGACAUCACUCAUAUUGGAUCUCUCUGCCAUAAUCAAGGAUCAAGCUUACCAUCAGGAAGUUUUUUUUAAUAUGAUUUGUGUAAACACAGUAUGUGUUAGAGAAUGACUUUUUACUUUCUUGUGAAUGUUUGCUGUUUAAGUUCUCCUCUGAUGUGUUUGAGUGCAUCCCUUGUUAAGUCAUACUGUCAGAUUCCUAGGUAUGCUACUGUGUCAUCCCAAUGCAUCUUCUCUUACAAAUGCCUGAUUCACACUAUAUGGCCGAGCCGAACUGUACUGUGCUGGCACAGAUAUUUUCUUUUCACUUUGUCCUUUCUAGCAUGGUUCCAGCGACUAUAGUGGAGGAGUAACCAGGCCAGUCCAAUACAGCUCAGCUUAAUUCAGUUUGGCUCAGUCAUGAGUAUUGAGAGACAACUUGUUUGUGCUUCUCUCCUUGGUUCUGCAUAUCGUUGUGUACAUGUCACACUGUCACUGUUACACUCAAACAUAGCAAGCUGAUACCUCCUUCUUUCUUAUGAUACAACUUACCCAUUCAUGUGCCAUAAUGUGCAACUGACAUAGAUGUCUUCUCUUAAUUGUGCAUAGAGUUGUCAUUCUAGGCAAAAUGAAGUACUGUACCCUAAGGGCAUGGAAUUGUGAUAGAUUGUGUUGUGGGUAGUCCAUCCUUCAACUGUACCUCCCUUUGCCUUGCACCAGAGGACACUCUUUUUCUGUCAUGUCUCCGCUCACUGUCCAAUCUUCUGUGUCAUGCUCAUUGCUCACUCUUUUUAACCUGUGUUUUGUUCAAAUUAAUGACGUAAUGCUUAACCUUGGUAAACCUUUUGUUUUACAUUAAAAUGGAUCUCUACAGCUGUCUGUCUGUGGUCUCAGUUCAUUCAACUUUACUCAUGAUCAUUCCACCAAUUAGGUGCCUUUUGAGUAGUGUUACUUCACCUAAUUUUAACGUUCUGUCAAAAAGAGCACAUGUUCCACUUAAUGAAAAACAGAUGGCUUUCAAAUCUCCAGAGGUUAAAUACAAAAAUACUAUAGUAAGUGCCAAAUAAAGUGAUAGGGUUGACCGUAACAGUGUUGACGAUUUCAUCUUAAGUCAGCCAUAAAUCCCCUUGUGACAGGGGGAAUGGAAGCCUGUUGUGUGCAACAGGAAGGGGCAAUUGAAUGCAAGCUCCCAAAAAAUGUUUUCUUUAGAAAGAAAUUCUAGCCUGUCUAUCUAUAGGUAACAGGGUUGACAUGUUAUUUACAUUUACAUGUACAUUUACAUUUACGUCAUUUAGCAGACACUCUUAUCCAGAGCGACUUACAAAUUGGUGCAUUCACCUUAUGGCCAGUGGGAUAACCACUUUACAAUAUGUAUUUUUAUUUUUUAUUUCUUUGGGGUGGGGUAAGGGGGGGGUAGAAGGAUUACUUUAUCCUAUCCCAGGUAUUCCUUAAAGAGGUGGGAUUUCAAGUGUCUCCGGAAGGUGGUGAGUGACUCCGCUGUCCUGGCGUUGUGAGGGAGCUUGUUCCACCAUUGGGGUGCCAGAGCAGCGAACAGUUUUGACUGGGCUGAGCGGGAACUGUGCUUCCGCAGAGGUAGGGGGGCCAGCAGGCCAGAGGUGGAUGAACGCAAUGCCUUCGUUUGGGUGUAGGGACUGAUCAGAGCCUGAAGGUACAGAGGUGCCGUUCCCCUCACAGCUCCAUUCCCCUCACAGCUCCGUAGGCAAGCACCAUGGUCUUGUAGCAGAUGCGAGCUUCAACUGGAAGCCAGUGGAGUGUGCGGAGGAGCGGGGUGAAGUGAGAGAACUUGGGAAGGUUGAACACCAGACGGGCUGCGGCAUUCUGGAUGAGUUGUAGGGGUUUAAUGGCACAGGCAGGGAGCCCAGCCAACAGCGAGUUGCAGUAAUCCAGAUGGGAGAUGACAAGUGCCUGGAUUAGGACCUGUGCCACUUCCUGUGUAAGGCAGAAUGUUGUAGAGCAUGAACCUACAGGAUCGGGUCACCGCCUUGAUGUUAGCGGAGAACGACAGGGUGUUCAACAGUUGUCAACCGUGAUGGCGAGAUCAUGGAACGGGCAGUCCUUCCCCGGGAGGAAGAGCAGCUCUGUCUUGCCGAGGUACAGCUUGAGGUGGUGAUCCGUCAUCCACACUGAUAUGUCUGCCAGAUAUGCAGAGAUGCGAUUCGCCACCUGGUUAUCAGAAGGGGGAAAGGAGAAGAUUAGUUGUGUGUCGUCUGCGUAGCAAUGAUAGGAGAGGCCAUGUGAGGAUAUGACAGAGCCAAGUGACUUGGUGUAUAGCGAGAAUAGGAGAGGGCCUAGAACUGAGUCCUGGGGGACACCAGUGGUGAGAGCACGUGGUGCGGAGACAGAUUCUUGUCACGCCACUUGGUAGGAGCGACCGGUCAGGUAGGACGCAAUCUAAGAGUGAGCCGCGCCGGAGAUGCCCAACUCGGAGAGGGUGGAGAGGAGGAUCUGAUGGUUCACAGUAUCAAAGGCAGCAGACAGGUCUAGAAGGACAAGAGCAGAGGAGAGAGAGUUAGCUUUAGCAGUGCGGAGAGCCUCCGUGACACAGAGAAGAGCAGUCUCAGUUGAAUGACCAGUCUUGAAACCUGACUGGUUUGAAUCAAGAAGGUCAUUCUGAGAGAGAUAGCAAGAGAGUUGGCUAAAGAGUUUUGGAAUGUUAUGCUCGACCCUCUUAAGUUUUCAACCACAAAACACCAGAAAAUGGCCAAAAAGAGUAGAACCAGCUCAGCUGAUUUUACACUAUGAUUUGACUAUUAGAUGUUCAAUGUUUCUUUUGAAUUCAUUUUUUAAAGGAAUAGUUUCACCAUAUUAAAGCGAGAGUUCAGUUCACAUAACAGGGUUGACCUUUUUUGUGUUUUUUUUUUUACCUUAAAAUGAAUCACUAAUCACAUGAAAUAAAUAAUAAUCUUCAGAAAUGACUUUGUCUAAGCAACAGAAAAAACUAGGGCUUUACAAUGAUGGUAAAAACUUUGGAAGACAUUUUGGAGGAUGCACAGAGGGACAUUUUCGCGCAUUAGCAAGUCUUUAUUCAUAUAAAAAUUCGGAUUUAUUGAAUUUUCCAUGUGGUCUAUAUUAAAGGGCACUUGGUGUAAUAUUACAGGCUUUUAAAUCAAACAUUUGUGCACAAUUUCUACUUAAAAUAUCGAAGGGAUGCAAAGGGCACUCAUUUCGUGGAUCAACCCCAAUUUCAGUGCGCUUUGAAAAUAGUUUAAUGGCAAAGGACGUUUUUACAGUACUGAAAGAGUACAUACAUUGUUUUCAUCAAUAUGUUCUAGAUAUUUGCAACCUGCAAAGAAUAAAGAGAAUUCUGUUAAACCAAGAUUAAUAUUUGUAUUUAUUAAAAUGUAUUGUAAUGAGAUUCAACUCAAUAGUACAAUUUCCCACGUGACUUCUAACUUGCUCAAAUGGGAUGGUCUCCCAGACAGAUUCGCCUUCUCCGCAAGGCAUGCCGUUGUUGUGUGACAAAACAACACCAUUAAAAGGCGUUGGAAUAGUUUGGUGAGCAUUACUGCAGCUUCUCUGUUUCUGCAUCUCGAAGGAGCAAGGGGUAAAACAACAAAACAGGUAUUGUAAACGAUUCUUUCUGCUUUCUUGCAAGAUGUUCUGAAGGCCACCGUGGAUAAUUUAUUGCAAUUAAUUUUGCUACGAUUAAUUUAAUUCCCUCCGGUUAAAUACAUUUGAUAUUCAACUGAUUUUAAAUGAACUGCCACUUUUAAAGGUGUAAAGUUCACCACUUUACUAGUUAAAAAUAACCCUUUAAGGGUCCUUGAUGUUUAAUUAUGAUCUAUAUAUGACACACAGGAAAAUAAGAUUUUGUUGUUGUCUACAUCAAUGAAUAUGUAUAUAUUAAUAUGUUUUAUUAUUGUUUCAUUCACUUCUCACUUACACCUCUGCUACUCCCCCUAUGGACGUUCUACCCCGCCCACCCAACGGACAUUUACCCUGCCCCCACCCCCCAAUGGAUCUUUAUCAUUGCUACACUUGUCAAUGUGUGUAUAUAUUGUUAUUAAUUUGUUAUAUUAUUGUCUCAUUCACUUCUCUUUUUUUGACCUGCACUGUUGCUCGGAGCUUAAUAGUUUCACUGCACCCUGCAAUUACAUCUGUGACCCUGUGCAUGUGACUAAUAAACUCAUCUAAUCAUCAGUCUCUCUGUCUACUAUCUUCAUAGAUCACCCAUCAAAUAUCCUGUACCCAGUUCCACCAUGAAUAUCCAGUCCGCUAUCAACAGGGAGGUGUUUGCUCCCCGGGAUGAGAGGAUGCUAGUGGCCGUGGAGGUCAAGAGGAGAAAAAGGAAAAGAGUCCCCUUUCUUCCCACUGGAGGCAAGGGAGAAUACAUGACAUACAUCUGUUUGUCAGGUAACACCUAUGUUAGCUGCUUUUUUUAUACAUCCAACAUCAUGACUACAUCAGCAUUCAACAUCUUUUUUGUAGACCCUCAGCCCGUGUUCACAAAGCGUCUCAGAGUAAGAGUGGUGAUCUAGGAUCAGUUUUAGCCUUUUAAAGAUGCACUAUGCAGAAAUCGCUCUUCCAUUUCCUGGUUGCAAAAAUUCUAAUAGUUCGCCUAAUUUCAGUUUAUAUGACAAAACAAGCAAGUGUAGACAAUCGCUGUACCAUCUAAACUGCUGUGAAAUAUAUUUUCCAUAGCCAAAAAUAUUGUAUUUUCAGCUGUUUGAAGCUGGUGUACAAAACCGAAAAUAAAACUCGCAAAAACUAAACUUAAGAACAGGAAGCUUAGAAAUGACGGGGGGGGGGACCUGAUCCAGAUGAGCAUUCCUACUUUGAGACACGCUGUGAAUACGGGCCCAGGUAUACUGAGAGAGCAGGUUGAUAGAUCAGUGUGACUUUUUGAAUUCACUAUCCUGUUGCUACUCUGUAGUCCUGCUACAUACAACUCUCUUGUUCAGGAGGGUAUUGAAAAGCUGCAUUGUUUAACCGUCUCAUAGUGGCAUUGUCUGAAUGGAAGGAUGCAGAGGUAUUCAUCGUGUUGCAAUAAGGACAUUGUGCUGCUGGCAAUGUAAGAUAACUGCGUCUGACACUGUCAGGACAUGGAUCCUAAAAUUGAGCAUGAAGGAUCAUUCACAUAUUUAGCUGUGUUCAGUGUCACCGGUCUUCAUAGUCGCUAUUGUUACUUUGAUGAAGUCACCCAGAGCCAUGGUCAUUCACUGGCCCUACCCAAACACCACUGAUGGGUGGGUGAUGGCUGGCUGGGUGUCCUCAGCUGGCACUGCCAGUCUCCCCCCGUUACAAAACCCUCAUAUCGUGUUAACAAGAGAAACCACUGAAGAAGAAUAGGCAUUGGCGGUCUGUUUGUUGAUCUGCGAUGGUGACUGGUCACUAAUGCCUUCUGUGUUGGGUUAAUUUGUUCACAAUGAAACACAUAUCUAUUACUGGAUAGCCAAUCUUUUAUCAAGUGUCUUUUUAAUCUUCUAUCGUGAUUCUAGUAGGGAGUACAUUCACAUUUCCUUCCUCCAUUGUGGAUGUUAUGAAGUGUGCUUGCUUACCUUUCAGUAUUGGCAUAUUUGUAAACCCUGACCCCCUCCCAAUCCCCCAGUGACCAAUAAGAGGCCAGCUCAGCUCCUCAUCACCAAGGUCAAGCGGUUUGGAGGCUCCGCCCCCUUCACCAGGAGGUCACAGUGGGCCGUGGAGCAGCUCCGCCAGGUCAACGGCAUCAACCCCAACAAGGUGACAUCACCACCAGUAUACAGGCCUAUUGGCUGGGAUUGGAGGACCUUCUGACCCAUGUUUGUUUAGACCAAUAUUCCCCCCUACUGUCCAGUGACCUAUACUGUGUCCCUCCUGUGUAUCUCCCUCAGGACUGCCCAGAGUUUGACCUGGUGUUCGACAAUGCCUUUGACCAAUGGGUGGCCAGCUCAGCACCAGAGAAGUGCAUCUUCAUCCAGAUCAUGUACCACGCCUGUCAGACCUACUGGGAGGGCAAGGAGGGGGUCCCUGGUGGCCCAGCUAGCCCAGCUGGGGACCAGCAGAAAGGCCAAAGAGGUCAAGGGGGCCAGAGUAGCCCAGGGGCCCAGGCUAGACGGAAGAGCACCGUGGGUCCCAGGCCCCGCCAGACUGAGUUUGUUAACUGUCAGUCCAAACUCACAGGAGGUAAGGGAGUGUUGAAGGAAAAUGCAGUCUAUCAACAGUCAGUCCCAAUUCACUCCCUUCCCCUUGGUCCUAACCCUUCCAUGUUUGCAGAUCGAAGUGCUAGGUCCUAGGGGAAGGGUUAGGGAGUGAAUUUGGAUCAUAUGUGAGUGUGAAUUGUUCUGGGACCACUGGGUCAACCCUAGGAGUGGCAUGUCUUCUCAUCUCAUAUAAUAUGGCAGGGACUCCAAUUUCAUGUUUGAUUCUGUAGUAAAAAAAAAAAAUCAUGGUUAUAAUACGGCUAUUAUCAGAUUCGACUAUUUGUGUCAUUGGGUGUCAUUGUUGUCAUUCUAACAGAUGCCUGCACAAUGAAUCUGGUCAUGUACCGUUGCAAGGUCUUUUUCAACCGCAUGAAGAAGGUGAUGGUUUCAAACCAAAGCCGUUCUCAGGCUGGAGGUAAGUGAGUCAUAAAAGCCCAAAUAACCUCUAAUACUCACUGAGUAGCAACACAAUCUUUGCAGAGAUGACAAAGGCAUGUGGGAACAUGACCUUAGUAGGCCUAUGGCUGUAUCCGUUAUAUUCUCAUGGAUUCCUAAUCCUCUCUCAGGAGAUGGAUGGUUUUGGUCUAUUGUCUUCUGUUACACCUCUCCGCUGCAGUAGAGAAUGGCUCUUCUAUGAGGUUGUGCCUAGAUGAGUGGUGACUUUGUGUCCAAACCUCCUGCUAAAAAACAAAGGCUGGCCUUGAGUCUCCGGGGCAGGGAGACUGAGAAGGAACGCGGCUCCCCAUUGAACCCGCUGACAGGGGGGUUGUCAUGUGUGGUACUGGGAGAGGUGCCAGGCAGUAGCAAGACCUAGCGAGACAGAGCAACAGCAAAUGUUGCGGAUUCUUUGUCCUAAGCUGACCAGGGCCUGUAUCCACAAAGCGUCUCAGAGUAGGAGUGCCUUUUGGAGCAUAAUGAAUAAUAUUAUAUGGACAGAUCCUAGAUCAGCGCUCCUUCUCUGUGACACUUUCACCCAUGAACAUACUGAACUAAUCUGUUUUAUAACUGUUAAUGAUCAAUUAACAGGAUUUGUUUGCAGUCUUCUAAGGAUCCCAUCUCUGAUGCACUACUCUCUGUCCCUGUGUGUUGUGCAGCAGGUCCUAGAGCAGGUCCCAGUGGGCAGCACCCCCCAGGGGGCAGUAUGGGUAGUGUAGUCCAGAGGGCCAGCCAGGCCCUGCAGGAGCGUGGGGAGAGACUGGGCCGGGCCGAGGACAAGACGGCAGACCUGAUGCACACAGCCCAGCAGUUUGCAGACACUGCUCACAAGGUGAGACAUAGCAUUGUUGAAUGGAAAUAGUAUACACACACACGCACACAGAUUCAGCAUGUGGUUAAAAGUUUGACUUCCCUGAGUUUGGUCCACUUUGGUCCAACUUUUAUUAUGAAGUGUGCAUCAUUCCACACUAUGGAUAUCCUGCUGUGUAAGUUGACCUUGUUUAGAAUGUCUACCCACUGAGAAAGCCAGCAGGGCUACAGGUAACCUCAUCUAAAAAAUAUCAGGCCCUAGAAUGCCCUCCAACUUGCCCAUCAAAGUGAAAAUACCUUUUUUAUUUCAUAGGAAAUUAGAUAGAAUGUGUAAAUGAUGAUUUUCUUUCUCCUCUAGCUGGCUCUGAAGUAUUCAAACUAGAGGCAAAUCUUCCUGUGGAUCUGCUCCUGGAGUCAUUGGUCCCAAAUGUACAUUAAUUCUAGGUAAUAACAUCUAUACUAAUGUUGGACUGCGUUGAAACUAAUGGACUAAUGUUGGACUGAGUUGAAACCCAGUGGACACACUGCAAUUCCUCUGUGAAGAAUACUAUCUAUUCUAAGGGAGUACUGGGUUAUUGUACUUGCUCUUAGGACUUUGACUGUGGACAAGCAACUGUCACUUAUGUCAGAAGGACAUGAAAACGUUUACAGAUGGGCAAUGGUGAGGACGAUCCAGGAAUGGACCCCAGUAUUAAAGAAUUACCUUUCACCUCUAGAAUGGGACCUGUGGAUUACAUGAUGGUGUCCUUUCAUGGGAUAGAUAGCUGGUAUACUGGAUAGCAAUGUUGUGUUACAAUGCUCCCACUGAUUGAGUGUCUUCCCUGCUUCAGUAGCCUCUGCUCUGAUAACAAUAAUUUUUGAUUUUAUUCAUUAACUUUUGUUUCGUGCGGUUUUAGAUAUUUUAAUAUGGAUUUAUGAAUUCACACAGUGAACAGAUGACAAGUGAAGUUGAGAACUUACGUGUCUUCUCCACUAUGAAUGUAUUAUUUCAAUGGUGGUUUGCUCAUUGCUUAAAUUAUUGAUAAUUUAUGACUGAAUAGGCACACACAAAGAGCAGCUUGUGAAUAUUGGCACGAACAGAUGCAACUCGGAUUGCACAUUUAUUCCUGGUGUUAUCAUUUUCUAUAGUUUUCUCGAUGUAUUGUUGGGAAGGGCCCGUAUGUAAGCAUUUCACUGUUUGUCUACACCUGUUUUACGAAGCAUGUGACAAACCCAUUUUGUAGAUGGUUUUUACAAAUUACACAUUCAUUGAAUGUUUGAAUGGCAUUGAAUGCAUAAGUAUGGCUCUUUAAGGUUAUUGCCUUCAUGUUUUGUCAGAGCAGGUGCAGGGGAACGAGGAACACCUGGUGAAAUAAUGUUUUUCUUUGCAUGGUUGUGUAAUAGUCUAAUUUGCUUUCACUAUUUUUCAAUGCUCAAUUCCUCCAGUACGCUUUCCCUGCUUGUAUCAAAACCAUUGGUUAGUCACCAAUCACUAUUCCAAAUUCAAGUUAAUAUAUUCCUAUUUGAUCCUUGAUCUUGUCUCUUGUCUUUGUCUAAUCGUGUUUGAUUAAUUGAUCCCCUGAAUUGUCACUGUCUUGUCACGUAUGUCAUCUGUUUUUGUCUCUUGUGCCAUAUUUACAUGUAUGCAUGUACUUUUUUUUAUCUUCAAAUGAUGGUCCCGUGUCAAAAAUAGUUAAGUGUAGCAGUUGGAAUGAUGGGUUCAUGUAUGUAGACAGGGCUCUUCUAGGUGAGGUCAUAAGCAAGGUAUUUAAUGUUGACUGUAAAUGUUUGUGUGUGAUGGUAAUCACUUCCACCCAGCCGGCUCUAUGCGGUAGCAAAUUGAUCCUGGGGAUGAGGUUAGUGUGAUGAAGGUUCUGAUUAACACUGUAGAGAUGAGACCGUUGAGUUGGAUAGUGAUGAGGAGACUGGUAGAGAUGAGAUGGGUUCAGUUGGUUAGUGAUGAGGGUUGGUUAGGAGGAAGGUCUAGUUGUUGAAGGUCUAGCUAUAUGCUGUUUGCUGUUUUGACGCCUAGUGAUAAUGUUUUUAUUCUACACAGUACAGACAGAGUUUACAGGUAAACGCCACCCCAAAACUAUCUUUUGGUAUUUGUUU